Messenger RNA from Phytophthora nicotianae INRA-310, 529 nucleotides. RefSeq lists its product as hypothetical. The coding region runs from base 100 to 483 and encodes 127 amino acids. The transcript has a single exon. The record is from RefSeq and is a predicted model, not a curated record. Lineage: Eukaryota; Oomycota; Peronosporomycetes; Peronosporales; Peronosporaceae.
GACUGACUGGCCAAUACGGGACAAGGCGUCACGGAUGAGACGUCCAUUCGAUCUGGCCUCGUUAAACGAUGUCCUUAUUACUACGAGCUGUCACCAGCGAUGAACGAUCGCCAGUCAACUCGGCCCAGCCAAACAACCGAUGACCUGGACGAAAUAACGAAGAGCAAAGGGAAGAACAAGUGGCCGAUAAGCAUUGCUGAGAGCACCAGUAACAAGCGUCAACAGGGGGACUCGCUGUCAGCUCUAACGAGGCUUCGUGAAAAGAGUCAGCACGCGAGAGACCAAGCAAACGCUAAGCUGCUGGAACUUGAAGAAAAGUGUCUUCAACUUGAGGAAAAGCGAGAGAGUCGAGAAGAAAAUCAAGCCAAGGCGCAGUUGGAACUUAUCAGUGCGCAGACCCGCUCUGUGGAAAUCGGUAACACAACACAGCUUCUUCUCCAAAAAAAUGCAUCUAGACUGUCCCGAGAGGCACCAUUUCCAUAGCAUCCAAAAUACUUAAUUGCGACCAUCAAAUGAACCUCUACGGGCG